AUGGCUCUUGAUGCUUCUACUGCUCUUGCAGAGCUGAAACUUGACGCCAACACAAAAGAUGAAGCUGGGGAUACUCCACUUGUUCAUGCUGCAAGGCAAGGACAGAUUGAGACGGCUAAGUACCUUUCAGAUCACGGAGCUGAUCCUAAUAUUGCUAGUGAACUAGGAGCUACUGCUUUGCAUCAUGCAGCUGGGACAGGGGAAAUUGAGUUGGUAAAGGAACUGCUCUCUAGAGGUGUUCCUGUUGAUUCUCAAAGUGAAUCUGGCACACCGUUAAUAUGGGCUGCUGGCCAUGAUCAAAAAGAUGCAGUGGAAGUCUUGUUACAACACAAUGCUGAUCCUAACGCUGAGACUGAAGAUAAUGUCACACCAUUGUUAUCUGCAGUAGCAGCUGGUUCUGUGGCAUGCUUAGAGCUCUUGGUCAAGGCAGGUGCCAAAGCUAAUGUGUUUGCUGGUGGUGCAACUCCGUUGCACAUUGCUGCUGAUAUUGGAGAUCUUGAGUUAAUCAACUGUUUACUUAAAGCUGGAGCUGAUCCUAAUCAAAAAGACGAGGUAAACAUCUCUUUAGCGAUGAAACAUUUUCUUUUGUUUCUCUUGAUCAUAUAUGAACAACAAAACCUGAAUCUUUAAGAGAGAACAUAAAUAUUUUUGUAUUCCUAAGGAUUCUAUUAUGGAUAACACUAUUGGACUUA
Eruca vesicaria subsp. sativa (arugula) is the source of this 692-nucleotide messenger RNA. NCBI's taxonomy places the organism in Eukaryota, Viridiplantae, Streptophyta, Magnoliopsida, Brassicales, Brassicaceae. The record is from the annotation of a GenBank genome assembly.